This is a messenger RNA of Penicillium manginii, 678 nucleotides long. RefSeq names its product sugar phosphate isomerase/epimerase family protein. The record is from RefSeq and is a predicted model, not a curated record. The transcript has a single exon. Bases 1 to 678 code for a protein of 225 amino acids. Lineage: Eukaryota; Fungi; Ascomycota; Eurotiomycetes; Eurotiales; Aspergillaceae.
AUGAGUUCCCAGACAUUCAAAAACACUUUCGGGAUUGCCACCCUAUCCCUCGGCAAUUGCAAGCACCAUUGUUUAGAACAUCGGCUUCAGGAGGCCGCCAAGGCAGGAUUCCAAGGGGUUGAGCUUUUUGAUGAAGACUGGGCUGCCUACCUUACUGCUAACGGUCAAGAUGGCACUCAUCCCUGGGAGCCUACCGAUGGGAAUUUACGCGUCGCUAGGGAGCUUGGUCAGAGGAUCAAGGAUCUUGGGAUGUCGGUUUUCUGUGUCCAACCAAUCCGCCAAAUUGAAGGCUGGCUGAAUCCCAUCCAUCGCGAGCAAAGCUUCUUGCGGGUGCGGGAACGCUUUCCAUUCAUGCGUGCAUUUGGCACUGAUUUGACCUUUAUAUGCUCUCAUGUCCGCUCCAAGACGAGCACGGUGACGAUCGACUUUGGCGUUGUGGUUCAACACCUGCGCCAAUUGGGUGAGAUGGGUGCGGCCUUUGCGCACAAGGACGGUGGCCCGGUCAUCCGGAUUGGGUAUGAGGGCCUUGCUUGGGCAGAUAGAAAUACCUGGUCCUCGACUUGGGAGAUUGUGCGAGCCGUGAAUCUUCCUAACGUUGGUCUCGUCGUGGACACCUUUCACUGGCUGUCGGUGGAGUGGGCGGACCCCACCAGUCCUACUGGACUUGCGUAUGCCUAA